This is a messenger RNA of Paramecium sonneborni, 3276 nucleotides long. NCBI's taxonomy places the organism in Eukaryota, Ciliophora, Oligohymenophorea, Peniculida, Parameciidae. The record is from the annotation of a GenBank genome assembly.
AUGAAAAACAAACCCAAUUUAAAUAUAACUGUAAAAGGUGCAAAAUUACUAUAAGAUCUUGAUGAAUAAAAAGGAAAGGGCAAAUAGGAUCCUUAUACAUAAAUUUAAUUAGGAGCAUAAAAGUUUAAAACGAAAACAGCUACAAAUUAAGGAAAAUAUCCUAUUUGGAAUGAAACUUUUUAAUUUGUUUAUGAUCCUAAAAAUUCAAGCUUAAAUGUUUCUGUAUAUGACAUAGAUCCUUAAAAAAAAAAUUCAGAAGAAUUAAUUGGAUAAGGAAUUCUAAAUUUAUAACAUGCAGAAACUGCUCCUGAAUGGUUAGUUUAGGUUCCAUUAUACAAAAAUUAAAGUGAUAUGGGAUCUCUUGAAUUAUAAUUUGAUUUUAUUGGAAAGUAAAAACCAUCUGCAAAGUAAAAUAAAAGUGAAUUAGGAUCAGAAAGAUAAUUAGAUAAAUCAAAUAAUUCUAUCUAAUCAUAAAAAUAAUAAAGAUAAUCAUAAGAUAAUGGCUAUGAUUUUUAAACUAUUAAUAUAGAUGCAUAAUAAAAAGAAUUAAUAAAAUGGAUAUAAGAAAUAAAAAAUAAAGAAUAUAUUAAUACAUUGAAAUACUUAGAUGAUUCAAAGUUAUCAUCUGCAAUAGAGAAGGCAUUGAAUGAAGUAUCCGAAAAAAACCCAGAAAAUUAAAUUGAUUUUUUUGCUGAUUGUUUAUUAAAAUUUAAGUGAUAAUGACAAGCAUUUCAUAUAAUACCAAAAAAUUAAGGCCAUUCAAAACAUAAAGAGAUUCUUUACUUAAUGAUCUUAAAAAACUAUAACAAGAAUAUGCAGAAGAAGAAAAACUUAAUGAUUUGUAUUUUGAUGAAAUAGGUAAAGCAGAAAAGGUAUUUUUUUUAAAUUCAAAUAGGAAUAUGAUGCAUUAUAAAAAUCACUUGAACAACAUCAAAAAUAACAUUAAGAUAAAACAACAGGUCCUGUCACAUAAGAAACAUAAGGUAUGGAUGCUAAAUUAGAACAUGAAGUCACGUAAACGUUAAAAUUAUUUCUGUUAAACAUUAGCAAAAAAGAGAUAUUAGAAAUCAUCCAAGAAAAAGAAAUAGCAAAAAGAUAAAGUUAGAAUCAAAAUCAAUUUUUAACACUUCAUUUAAAAUAAGAUGAAGAAAUUGCUAAAGUUGAAGAUGAAGAGUUAGACAGUGGAUAUUAUUUAACUUUAAAAAAUUAGUCAAAUUCUGUAUAAGUUAAAGUACCUGGUACAAUUAAAACUUUUAAAGAAUUGAAAUAAAUUGUCAAGUCUUGUUUCAUGGCAGAAGAUAAUGAAAUAUUUUAUACUGAUUAGAUGGGCAAUUUAUUACAAUUUGAUAUGAAUGUAUUAAAUGAAUUAUACCCACCUAUUUAUGAACUUUUGAGAAAUUAUGAACCUAUUGUAGGAGUUUAAAUUAUUAAAUAAAAAAAGUAAAAAGAUGAUAAAAUAAAUAUAACUAAUAAUAAUGAUGAGAUCUUAUUUACAGAAGCAUAUCCUGAAGGAUUGACUAAAGGAUUUAGAUAAACUAGAAGAAUAGAAAAUAAAAUUAAUUGGUCCUAGUAUCUAGGAUAUUUAAAUAAAGUUAAAUAUUUUUUUGAAUCUUGUCUAUUUAUACUAUUAUUAUUUUUGUUUAUACUCACAGAAAUCAAUUAAAUCAAAUUUGUUACUAAUACUCAAAUAUUAGCUUCAUUUCAAAAUUCUUAUCCUAUUCAAAGAUCAUACUCUAAACCAGUAUAUGAUUUAGCAGCAUUAAUAAAUUAAACUUUAGCAGAAAUAAAUGAAACUAAUAUUUUUUACAAUUACCCAUUAAAAUCAGCAUUAUUAAUUUAGAAAUUGGUUCAAUAAGAAAAUUUAGAUGAAUGCCAUAUUUCAAAUUCUUAUUAAAAAUUAAUUUUUUAAAAUAAAAAUUAAAGCUGCCUGAACUUUGAUGAAUCUUUUGUAGAAGAUUUAAAAGGAGAUUUUACUUAAACUGAAUUUGAUCCGUCUAAGUAUGAUAAUUAUUAUGGAGGAUAUGUUUGGGAAUUAAAUCUUACAAAUUAAUAAAGUCUAAGUCAUAGUUUAUAUGAAAUAGAAUCUUAAGAUUGGUUAAGAUACAAUAUUAAAUAAUCUUAAUUCAUUUUAAAUUAUUUUAAUAGUCCAACUUAGAGGUUAAUAUAAGCUACUAUCUCAACUUUGUAUCUAUUUAAUGAUGUAAAAUAAAUACUUAUAUUUAGGAAUAACUAAAUUAUAAUUCAAUGUAAACAUAAGCAUUUGAUUUAAAUUCUAAAGCAGAUUAAGAAAUUCUUGCUCAUAAUAUUAUGUUUUAUGUUGCUAUUCUUUUGCUUAUUCCAUCUUUUUUUGGUAUGAUAUUUAUAAAUAUUUUUUAAGAUUUUUUUGGAUUUUAUUUCAUAGGUACUUAAAAUAGCUUAAUUCUUAUAUAUUUAUAAUAUAUUGAACUGUUAAAUAGAAGAAAAAAAAUGUAAUCUAGAAAAAGAGAAUUAGCACCAUAAGAAGAAAGAGAAUUUUAAUAAAAAUAAUUAAUUGUAAGUGAUUAUUUUAUAUUAAACUUAAAAGUUUUAUAUGUAACAAUUAAAAUUCCAUUGAUAUUUGAUAUAAUUUGUAAGUGUAAUAAUAUAAAUUAGAUAUGUUAAGCAAUGUUAGUAUAUUAAUUAGAAGUACAAUAUCAAAAUCAUAUUAAGAUGAGUUAGAUAAAAUUGAUGUUGGAUCAGAUUCAUAUUAAGAUGUUUCAAAAUUGAUAACUCCACUUUAUACAACUAGAAUUUAUGAUGGAAUUCAAAUGUUAUUUUUAAUGAUAGCAAUUAAUAGAUUUUUAGGCAAUUGGAGUCCUUAUUUAAAAUGUUAUGGAUUAGUUAUAAUAAGGGUAAAUAUAAUAUGAUAUUUUAGUUUAAUAAAGAAUCCUGGUUUUUACUUUUGGUUUUAGUAUUUAUUAUCAGUAUUUGUGCAAUGUCAUGGUGUAUCACAAUAUAAGGUAAGCUAAUAAAUCACGAUAACUUCUUUUAUUCAUUUAUUGGCUUAUUAAGAUGCACACUUAAAUAUGGGAUGCAUAAUGAUAUUGCUGAAUAAGGUUUUUAUAAUAAUUAUGUGAAGGAUUUAAGUUUUUCUUUUGAUACAAGAUAUGUAUUAUUUUUCAUAUUAAUUAGAUCCAAUAUGUUAUUGUCAUGGUAGUGACUAUGAUAAUGAUUCCAAUAUUUAUUUCUUUGAUGACACAAUAAGUACAUAAUACAAAAGAAGAAGCAAAAUAAAAGAUGAUGGAUUUUAAUAAAUGA